Varanus komodoensis (Komodo dragon) is the source of this 2751-nucleotide messenger RNA. RefSeq names its product asparagine synthetase domain containing 1 (gene ASNSD1). The coding region runs from base 536 to 2434 and encodes 632 amino acids. Gene Ontology annotation, molecular function: asparagine synthase (glutamine-hydrolyzing) activity. The record is from RefSeq and is a predicted model, not a curated record. NCBI's taxonomy places the organism in Eukaryota, Metazoa, Chordata, Lepidosauria, Squamata, Varanidae. The transcript is spliced from 7 exons.
GAGCAUUCCCGGAUGGCGGAAGCGGGUGAAGCGUGUCUCCUGUUCGUGUGAAGGGGAAAAUAAACGCGAAGGGCCCCGACAGUUUCCCGGACUUCCUCAGAAAUCUGUUGAUUCUGGCCGUUUUUAAGGUGCGCUUUCCAUCUGUUGAACAAACAACAACUGAGCACAUAAGUCUGGGAUACAGGAGCACACGUCAUCUUGGCCGGUUGGCACCAAGAUCUACAGGACGUGAAGCAAAUGUCAAGCCAGGCACUGCUCAGAGAAGAGGGGGAUGGAAUGAAACUGUGUGACAAAGAGGAGCUAAACAGAAAGAUUAAAGAACAAAAAAUUGUAGUUGAUGAAAUUUCUAAUUUGAAGAAGAACCGGAAAGUUUACAAGCAGCAACCCAACAGCAAUGUAUUCUUUCUAGCAGACAGAACCCAAACACUGUCUGAAUGCAAAAACACCUUAGAUGAAUUGAAGAAAGCACAUCAAGAAAUGGAAAAUUCAGAGAAAGCCAAAAUCAAAAAAUAGCCAAAUCAAACAAGCAUUCAAAAUGUGCGGCAUUUGCUGUGUGGUCAGCUUGUCUGUUCAUCCCCCUAAAGAUUGCCUCCUGCAAGAGGAUAUCCUAUGUAAUCUUAGAAGAAGAGGGCCUAAUAGUAGCCAACAGUUGCUAAAGUCUGUGCUUCGCCCUCCAUAUAAAUGCUUCUUUUCUGGCCAUGUGCUUCAUUUAAGGGGGCUGAUCACUCCGCAGCCUAUGGAAGAUCCUAUUAGUGGCGAUGUGUUUCUUUGGAAUGGAGAAAUCUUUGGUGGAAUUCCUGUAAAGGCUGAAGAGAAUGACACACAAGUUAUUUUUCACCGACUUUGUUCUUGCAGAUGUGAAUCAGAGGUUUUGUCAUUGCUGUCUUCUAUUCGGGGUCCUUGGUCCUUUAUUUUUUAUCAGGCAUCCAAGCAUCACUUGUGGUUUGGUAGGGACUUUUUCGGUCGCCGCAGUCUGCUGUGGCAAUUUAAUAAGGAUAGCGAUAAGGCUCUUGUUCUCACUUCUGUAAGUGCUGUCUCUGAUGAUCAGUGGUGGGAAGUUCCAGCAACAGGGAUCUUCAGAAUGGAUCUCCAGGUUUCUGCUGCCUCUGAAGCUGUGACUCUAACAUGGUAUCCUUGGAAAUAUCCUUGUGAAAAGAAUGCAAUAGAAACAGCAUUCAAUGACUCAAGCACAUUUUCCAAAUAUCUACCAACAUAUGUGUCUUCUGUAAAGGAUGAAUCCCACUUGUUGUUAGCACCAGUCAUUCCUUUGAAUAAGGAGAUUCAUGACACACCAGAGGAAUCCCAGUGCUUUGAUCUUACCCAGAAUGUAAUGGAUGCAGGUGUCCUUCAGACAUUUCUUGCUGAACACCACAAGAAGGAACUAGUUCACCAGUUUAUUGAUGUGUUGAGUAGCGCAGUAAAGAGACGAGUCUUAUGUCUGGUUAGAGAUCCUGAAACAUUGAAAGGAGAAACAUCAGGGGCAGGUCUGAGAAACCCACAUGUUGCAAUACUUUUUUCCGGUGGCAUUGAUUCCAUUCUUAUAGCAGCGCUUGCUGAUAGACAUGUGCCUUCAGAGGAACCCAUUGAUCUUCUCAAUGUGGCCUUCAGAAUGACAGACCAUGGUAGUCAAAACCGUUCCAUCAGGAAACGCAGUAAAGAGAAGACACGGUUGACACUUGGGCAGGAAUGCUUAAACAGCAGCACUGUUACGGCCAAUGGCUGCUUGUCAUCUUUUAAUGUGCCUGACAGAAUUACAGGCAGAGCAGGAUUGGAAGAGCUAAAGCACAUUAGUCCUUCAAGAUCGUGGAAUUUUGUGGAAAUCAAUGUUACACUUGAAGAUUUAAAAACAACAAGGCAACAACACAUACGCCACUUAGUUUAUCCACUAGACACUGUUUUGGAUGACAGUAUUGGUUGUGCUGUAUGGUUUGCUUCCAGAGGAGAAGGCCUGAUUACCCACCAGGAAAACACAGGUCCAUAUAAAAGUCCUGCAAAGAUUGUACUUACAGGAAUUGGAGCAGAUGAGCAGCUGGCAGGCUAUUCCAGGCACCGUGUUUGCUUUAAAAAACAUGGUUUGGAGGGUUUGAAUGAAGAAUUAGGAAUGGAACUGGGCCGUAUUGCUUCUCGAAAUCUUGGCCGUGAUGAUAGAGUUAUUGGAGAUCAUGGCAAAGAAGCAAGAUUUCCAUUUCUGGAUGAAGAAGUUGUGUCUUUUCUGAAUUCUCUUCCUGUUUGGGAGAAAGCAAACCUGGCUCUGCCUCGAGGCAUUGGGGAGAAAUUGCUGUUGCGCAUGGCAGCUGCUGAACUUGGAUUGACAGCCUCUUGUGUUCUGCCAAAGAGGGCCAUGCAGUUUGGCUCCAGGAUUGCAAAAAUGGAGAACAGUCAUGAAAAGGCAUCUGACAAAUGCUCCAGGCUCCAGUCACUUUCAGGAGACUAGCUGUGUGUAUACAGAGUUGCCGUUUUAAAAGUUAAUUACACAGUGGACACAAACCAGGAAGCUUCAGGUGCAACUAGUUUGUAAUUCUGUGUACUUAAUGGGAUCAGUGAGACCUGCCUUUUCAUUAAAUGUGGAUAGCACUGAGUUGUACAUCUCAUUGAAUGGACAUGGAAGUUGAUUUCAAUGGAUUGCUUCAUUGAUGAUUCGUUGUUGAUUUCAAUGGAACUGCCAGCUAGCUGGAUUGUCCCUAGUAUUUUCUGAGUCAUAUUUCUCUGUUGCAUACAUGAAAUGAAAUAAAGUUGCAUUUUUUAAAAAAA